This is a messenger RNA of Ornithorhynchus anatinus (platypus), 2930 nucleotides long. RefSeq names its product PMS1 homolog 2, mismatch repair system component (gene PMS2). Gene Ontology annotation, cellular component: MutLalpha complex. Gene Ontology annotation, biological process: mismatch repair. The transcript has 15 exons. Lineage: Eukaryota; Metazoa; Chordata; Mammalia; Monotremata; Ornithorhynchidae. Bases 52 to 2676 code for a protein of 874 amino acids. Gene Ontology annotation, molecular function: ATP-dependent DNA damage sensor activity; mismatched DNA binding; ATP binding. The record is from RefSeq and is a predicted model, not a curated record.
CUGCUUCGGGGCGGCCCGGAGGGGAGGCCUCAGCGUGGCGGCGGCGGCUCCAUGGAGGGCUUGAGUCUGGAACCUGCAAAAGCAAUCAAACCUAUAGAUCGCAAGUCAGUACAUCAGAUCUGUUCUGGACAAGUAGUACUCAAUCUAGGCACUGCUGUGAAGGAGUUGGUGGAAAAUAGUGUGGAUGCUGGAGCCACUAAUAUUGAUCUAAAGCUUAAAGAGUAUGGUGCUGAUCUCAUAGAAGUUUCAGACAAUGGUUGUGGAGUAGAAGAAGAAAAUUUUGCGGGCUUGACCCUGAAACAUUACACUUCCAAGAUACAAGAUUUCUCUGAUCUAACUCACGUGGAAACAUUUGGCUUUCGAGGUGAAGCGUUAAGCUCACUGUGUGCGUUGAGUGAUGUGACUAUCAAUACUUGCCAUAAAUCCGCAAAGGUUGGAACUCGAUUGGUGUUUGAUCACAAUGGGACAAUUACUCAAAAAGUACCAUUUCCACGACAACAAGGGACAACCGUUAUCGUUCAGCAGUUAUUUUAUACCCUACCAGUACGACACAAAGAAUUUCAAAGGAAUAUUAAAAAGGAAUUUGCUAAAAUGGUGCAGGUAUUACAAGCAUACUGUAUCAUUUCAGCAGGCAUUCGAAUAAACUGCACGAACCAAGUAGGGCAAGGUAAACGACAACCUGUUGUGUGCACAAAUGGAAACUCCACUGUAAAAGAAAAUAUUGGAGCAGUGUUUGGGCAAAAACAGUUGCAAAGCCUCAUUUCGUUUGUUCAGCUGCCGCCUAGUGAAUCUGUUUGUGAAGAGUAUGGUCUUAAGUUCAGUGAUGCUCCACAUAAUUUUUACACCAUUACAGGCUUUAUUUCACGUUGUGAUCAUGGUGUUGGGAGGAGUACAACAGAAAGACAGUUUUACUUUAUCAACCAGCGGCCAUGUGACCCAGCAAAGGUUUCCAGACUGGUGAAUGAAGUCUAUCACACGUAUAAUCGACACCAAUAUCCAUUUGUUGUUCUUAACAUUUCUGUUGAUUCUGAAUGUGUUGACAUCAAUGUAACACCAGAUAAAAGGCAAAUAUUACUUCAGAAAGAGAAGCUUUUGCUGGCUGUGUUAAAGACUUCCCUAUUAGGAAUGUUUGACAGUGAUGUUAACAAACUUAAUAUCAAUCAGAAGCUAUUGCUGGAUGUUGGAGUUUCUUUAAAACCACGUUCAGCAGAGAUGGGAACUCCCGCAUUGGAGGAAUGGUCUCCGAGGACUAAAGGAGAAGAAAAAAGAGCAAUGACAAUUGCCAAGCUACGAGAGGCAUUCUCUCUCCAGCAGAAAACAGAAAGCAGCACUAAAAGUCAGACAUCUCCUAAACUGCAGCAGAAGCCUCAAGGACAGAGAAAGCUGUCAUUUUCAAGUACUUCAGAUACCCUAAACUCUCAAAAAUAUGCUUCUCAAAAAGAGCCUGGUGAGCAGGAUGUCAUAAGAGAGUCAACUUCGGACAAGCUUAGUAGCCCAGAUGGAAGGAAACUAGAAAGUGAUAGAGAUUCUGGACAUGGUGGAACCCCAGGAGAAUUAGAGGGAGGGGUCAGCACUCCAGAAAUGAGUAGCAAUUUUAGCAGUGAAUGUAUUACGAGCUCCCCAGAACAAGAAGAAGAUGACUCUUCAAAAAGCCAUCCCCGCAAUUGUCUUGAAACUAUUGGGGUUUGUGAGAAGUCAUCAGAAACUCUCCUCCCACUUUCAGAGGUGGAAAGUCAUUUGGACCAAAUGGGAACUGAACAAGCAUUCAGAGAUGUAGCUCAGCGAAACCGUAAUCUAACCCCAAAUGUGAAGAGGGCUAAAAGUGAAAAGAAGGUGGCUUUAAGUUCAGAGGUUCCUUCAAAGUUCACUAGUGAUCAGAACAACACAUUGUCAUCUCAAGUCGAUGUAGCUAUUAAAGUUAAUAAGAAAAUGGUGCCCGUUGAGUUCUCUAUGAAUGCUUUGGCCAAGCGAAUAAAACGGCUUCACCGGGAGGAAAAAAACAGAGCAAGAGCACAGAAUUAUAGAAGAUUUAGGGCAAAAAUUAGCCCAGGAGAAAACCAAGCAGCGGAAGAUGAAUUAAGGAAAGAGAUAAGUAAAGAGAUGUUCACACAGAUGGAAAUCAUUGGCCAAUUUAAUUUGGGAUUUAUAAUCACAAAACUGAAUGCCGAUCUCUUCAUAAUUGAUCAACAUGCCACAGAUGAGAAGUACAACUUUGAGAUGCUACAACUGCACUCUGUUCCGCAGGGUCAAAGACUUAUAGUGCCUCAAAAUCUCAAUUUAACUGCCGUAAAUGAAGCCAUACUAAUUGAAAAUCUGGAAAUAUUCAAAAAGAAUGGGUUUGAUUUUAUUAUUGAUGAAAAAGCUCCUGUCACAGAAAGAGUUAAAUUGAUUUCCUUACCAACCAGUAAAAACUGGACAUUCGGACCACAGGACAUAGACGAGAUGAUUUUCAUGUUAAGUGAUUGUCCUGGAGUCAUGUGUCGGCCCUCUCGAGUUAGGCAAAUGUUUGCCUCAAGGGCAUGUAGAAAGUCUGUAAUGAUCGGGACUGCACUUAAUACAAUUGAAAUGAAGAAACUGAUCACUCACAUGAGUGAAAUUGAACAUCCUUGGAACUGUCCCCAUGGAAGGCCAACCAUGAGGCACAUAGCCAGUUUAGACAUGAUUUCUCAAGACUGAUAAAAUUCAUGUGUGUAAAAACAUUAUUAAAAUAAUUUCUGAUUUUGUAGACUUCAAUAUUUUAUUGUAUUUUAAAAUAGUUUUAGUAAUCGUUUAGUUGCUAUAAUGUCAAUAUAUUACAAAGUUGGUUUUUGUACAGAUUCAAAAAGGACUUGAUAGUCUUAUAUAUAAUUUUAACUAGGUGUACUUUUAAGUUUAUUUGUGGUAUAUUUUGUCAGGAUUUUAUUUUAAAUAAAAAGAUGUUUUGGAAGUUA